AUGCUCGAGAAUUCUUGGGGUAGCUUGAGUCUCUUUAUGCAGUUUCGCAUCGCCUGUACCAUGCGGCGAUAUAUCAGGCAGCUCCAGCACCUGAAAGGCACCGUUCCCGGGAUGCCUGAUGGAUGCGUGGGUGGUAACCUGUUCUUUUGCAACCAGCAUGGUCCCUUCAAGGACUCUGCACACUUCCAAUCGUUCUGCGAGAUGGUUGCCCAACAGGCCUAUGUCAACAACCUCCGAGAGUAUCGAAACAAAAUUACUGAUACGCUUCCGCGUCCGCCUAUCAUGGGUGGCAACUGGUCUCUCUCAUUCCUUCACGGUGAUAUACAUCUAGGAAACCUCAUGCUGUCGAGAGAUGGUGUUCUUUGGUUGGUCGAUUGGGGGAAUAGCGGUUUCUAUCCGCCUUGGUUGGAGAGUGCCUAUAUAGCUAUUGUUGCCGAUACCCAGCCAGCAUCUUGGAACCGUUGGAGAUGGUUUAUCGCUGGACGAUAUCCGGAGUAUGAACAUUUCUGGAACUUGGCCUUGAGCCUGCUGAAUCGCUUCUGGCGUUGA
Somion occarium is the source of this 549-nucleotide messenger RNA. The record is from the annotation of a GenBank genome assembly. Lineage: Eukaryota; Fungi; Basidiomycota; Agaricomycetes; Polyporales; Cerrenaceae.